This is a messenger RNA of Hibiscus syriacus, 994 nucleotides long. RefSeq lists its product as uncharacterized. The record is from RefSeq and is a predicted model, not a curated record. The transcript is spliced from 6 exons. NCBI's taxonomy places the organism in Eukaryota, Viridiplantae, Streptophyta, Magnoliopsida, Malvales, Malvaceae. Gene Ontology annotation, cellular component: membrane. Bases 74 to 931 code for a protein of 285 amino acids.
GUAUUGAUUAUGGAUCCUUGUUUCUAUUUGUUCUUACAGGUUUAUAGUAACCACUGUGACUAUUUCCUUGAACAUGGUAGCAGUUAUUGCUUUGUCAGUGACUGGAAUUUUGAGAAUUCGACGAGCACUUUACUGGCUAAUUGGAAUGUGUUGGAUCUUGACAAUUCUAUGCUGGUUGUUCUUUGGGGUUUAUUUCUUCCUGGAGAAGUUUUCAGGAGAUACAUGCACCGCCCUAGAAAACUUCCAAGAAAAUCCAUACAACAACACUUUGAGUUCAAUCCUCCCUUGUGAUGAAUUGCUGUCUGCAGAGUCAGUCCUCUCUGAUGUUAGUGCUGGAAUUUACAACCUUGUUAAUGAGGUGAAUUCAAACAUAUCGCAGCUGCAAGCAACAACAUAUCCAACUCUUUCUCAUGUUUGCAACCCUUUCUCUGCACCACCGGAAUAUACAUAUCAGCCAAAUAACUGCCCUGCUAAUACGAUCAGGAUUGGCGACAUACCAGAGAUAUUGAAAGUAUUUACUUGUUCAGAUGCCAACAAUGGGACCUGUCAAGAGGGACAAUUCAUAUCCAGCAACGAUUACAAAACGGUCGAGGCCUACACGAGUUCAAUUCAAAACCUGCUAAACGUUUAUCCAGGCGUGGAGAAUCUAGUCCAAUGCCGGUCCGUGAAGGACGCAUUUUCGGAGAUCCUUUCCCAACACUGCAGACCGUGGAAGCGAUCGGCUCGCAUCUCAUGGGCGGCAAUGGUUCUUCUCUCUGUCGUCAUGGUAAUUUUGGUUCUCAUAUGGACAGCGCAAGCUCGCCAUGAUCAUGAACUUCAUUCAUCGGACAUUUCAUCCAAACCCGAAUCUCAAGCAACGGAUUCAUCGGAAUUACAGAGAAAUAAUGAUGUGAUAAUCAAGCAUCACUCAACAAAUCAUGAUUCAGUUUAAAGGCAAAAGCACUGAAGAACUCAAGAUUGAUACCUUGGAAGACAAGGCAGGCAGCAGCUUCCA